Messenger RNA from Colletotrichum spaethianum, 1929 nucleotides. Its product is annotated as dipeptidyl aminopeptidase BIII. Gene Ontology annotation, biological process: proteolysis. NCBI's taxonomy places the organism in Eukaryota, Fungi, Ascomycota, Sordariomycetes, Glomerellales, Glomerellaceae. The coding region runs from base 1 to 1929 and encodes 642 amino acids. The record is from RefSeq and is a predicted model, not a curated record. Gene Ontology annotation, molecular function: serine-type peptidase activity. The transcript has 3 exons.
AUGGUGACGAAACGAUUGGCCCGAUACGGCAAUUGGGAGAGCCCGAUAACGGUCGAUACCGUCACCUCCAAAAGCUGGUCCGUCGCGUCGCCGCGGGUGCAUCGCGACACUGGCCGGGCCUUCUUCGUCGAAUCCAAGGACGAUGGCCGCAAAGGGAUCGUGGAGAUCACCCAGGAUGGCCUGAAGGACUUGCUCCCAGCCCCUUACAGCGCCAGUAACACCGUGUAUGAGUACGGCGGCUCCGCUCACGACAUAGUUGCGGAUGGAAGACUCAUCUUUUCCAACAAAGACAACACCGUCAAGAUCCUGGACCCCAACACAGGCAAGGUCUCCGAUCUGACUGGCAACCCGAAGCUGCGGUACUCCAACUUCAGCGCGAACCCCAGCAGUCCUUGGGUUUUGGCCACAGAGGAGGACCAUGAGAUUCCAACACCCGAGGGAAUCCGGAACUACAUUGUGGCCAUCAACGCGGACAGCGGUGAAGUCAAGCGAGUCGUCCAAGGGGCCGACUUCUACUACACGCCCCAGUUCAGUGAGGACGGCAAGAAGUUGACCUGGAUGGAAUGGGAUCAGCCCACCCUGCCUUUCUCAGCAGCCAAGAUCUUUGCCGCUGAUUGGACAUCCCUAGCAAGCGUUGAGAACGCGGUGCUGGUCGCGGGCGAAAACCGCGAGGGCGCUGCUGAACCGCGAUGGGGCCUCGACGGCAGUCUGUUUGUGUGCAUUGAGAUUGAUGGAUUUCGACAGCUGUUCCGUAUGGCUCCUGGCUCGGAGAAGCCAACACACGUCAAGCUCGAGGGACUUGAGAACGCCGAAAUCGGAGAGAUUCGUUGGUUUCAAGGAAGCCGCACGUAUGCCCCGCUGUCGGCCCGCUAUGUCGCGGCCGCAGCUAUUGUUUUCGGCCAGGCAAAGCUGAUCCUCAUCGACCUCGAUAAAAGCGAUUGGAGGCCUAUUGGCCCUUCUGAGAUAUGCGGCAUCGUGAACGACUCUUUAGUCCGGUUGAGCGACGACUCCUUGCUUCUUGUUGCCGAUCAGUCCGGGGUUCCUUCUGCACUGUACAAAAUCGACAUCUCGACCGGCGAGACCACGACUAUUCGGGACACCACGGGCGAGAAGCUGGAGGAUUCUCUAUUCUCAAAGCCGGAACUGGUUAAGUUCCAGUCGACAGGCUCGCCGUCGCGCACAAUAUACAGCACUCUAUGGAUGCCACGCAACCCGAAGUUCCUGGCCCCAGAAAACACGCUGCCUCCGCUGGUCAUUUCCUCUCACGGAGGCCCAACGGCUUACACUGGCUCCGGUCUCAAACUCCGCACACAGUAUUUCACCGCCCGCGGCUACGCCUAUCUUGCGUUGAACUACACGGGGUCGACCGGUCACGGCCGAGACUAUCGUGAGGCAUUGUUCAGCAACUGGGGCAUUGUCGACGCAGACGAUGCUGCCGAAGUUGCCAAUCACCUGGUCGAAGCAGGCAGAGUUGGCAAGGUCGGUAUUGUUGGCGCGAGCGCGGGAGGAUACAACGUCCUCCAAGCUCUGGUCCGCCACCCCCGAAUCUUUGAUGCCGGGUUCUGCGUAUGCGGCGUGAGCGACGUUGAGAAGCUGGGCGAAUCCACUCACAAGCUCGAGUCGGAAUACAUGGGAGCGCUCGUGCUCGAUCCGGGCAUGACGCGAGAGCAGGUGGAACAGAGGUACCGCGAACGAAGCCCUCUGUUCAGUGCCGAUAAGAUUGAGGCACCGCUGUUCCUCUUGCAUGGCGUCGCCGACACGGUGGUCCCCAUCGAACAGGCUAGACUCAUUUACAAGGCAGUCAAGGACAAGGGAGGUGAUGUGGGGAUGAGGGAGGUGGAGGGCGAAGGCCACAUGUUUGGCAAGCCUGGAAGCCAGAGACUAUGGCUUGAAGAAGAGGAGGCUUGGUGGAGAUCGUAUUUGAUUUAA